This is a messenger RNA of Fraxinus pennsylvanica, 378 nucleotides long. Lineage: Eukaryota; Viridiplantae; Streptophyta; Magnoliopsida; Lamiales; Oleaceae. The record is from the annotation of a GenBank genome assembly.
AUGUCAUAUGCCUCCUUCAUUAUUGGGGGUUUGUCUACCGGAGGGAUCAAUCCAACUUGGGAUUCUGGCCAUACAUCUACUUCAAAGGUGAAUGGGAAUGCAGUAGUUGCUUAUGAGGCACUGUCUAGUUUUAAAGAUGUUGCUAAUUCCGAGAAGCAAAACUUGUUUAUCAAAAAGCUGAAUUUGGGUUGUGUGGUAUUUGACUUCAUUGACCCAACGAAGAACGUGAAAGAAAAACACAUCAAGAAGCAGACAUUGGUGGAGCUUGUUGAUUACAUUACUUCUGCAAAUGGAAAAUUCACAGAAACCGUUAUGCAAGAGAUUGUGAGAAUGGUAUCCAUAAGUUUGUUCCGGGCGCUCUCUACUCAAUCAUGGUAG